Molecule: messenger RNA, 855 nt
Organism: Seminavis robusta
Lineage: Eukaryota; Bacillariophyta; Bacillariophyceae; Naviculales; Naviculaceae
Source: the annotation of a GenBank genome assembly
AUGGAUUCCAAAACACUUUCCACUAGCCUUGCCCUGUUUGCGGUGACUGCAGUAUUGAUGGUUGGCCUUGUCAAGGCAGCCAAGAAAGAGAAGUCCUCGUCGUCGAAACCUGAACUUGCGAAACCAGCUCCCUUGACGACGAAGGUUUUCCCAACCAAAGACAAAGUUUCCAAGGCUCUCUGCGAGUAUGUUGCGGCUGCCGCCAACAAGGCCAUUGCCGAACGUGGCGUCUUUCAUUUGGCAGUUGCGGGUGGUUCCUUGCUCGACGCAUUGGCAGGCCUCAACGACCAAAAGGUUGAUUACUCGAAGGUUGUCUUGUCGUUUGUCAAUCACAAGUGCGUGGCACUGGACGAUGAAAAGAAGGCCACCAUUGCCAAGUGCAAAACCAAAUUUGCCAAUGAGGCAGGAAUAACUCGAUUUGUAUGCCCCAAUCCGUCUCCAGUGGAAGGCACCGAUGGAUCCGCGGAUGCAGCAUUCUAUGCCAAUGCAUUAAAAGAAGCCAAUAUCCCAACCUCAAGCAAUGGGUGUCCAAUUUUUGAUUUGGUCCUCUUGGGAUUAGGAUCCGACGGACACGUUGGAUCGAAUCACCCCAUGGGACCUGCUGUUCUCAACACAACCAACGCUGUUGCAGGAUCACCCAAGGAAGGAGAACCAAGUUCGAUCACGUUGACUAUCGAGUCUAUCAAUGCAGCACGAGACGUGGCUGUGGUGGUUUGUGGCGGUAGCAAGGGCAAGAAAGAAGCGGUCAAGCGGGCCAUGGUUCGUCCGGCCGAAGAGCCGCGGGGAACAUUUCCAGCACAGUUGCUGCAGUCGCCAACCUACUUCUUGGACUCGGAAGCAGCAUCAGACCUCUAA